Messenger RNA from Papaver somniferum (opium poppy), 4259 nucleotides. Its product is annotated as zinc finger protein BRUTUS-like At1g18910. Gene Ontology annotation, molecular function: zinc ion binding; ubiquitin protein ligase activity. Gene Ontology annotation, biological process: ubiquitin-dependent protein catabolic process; protein ubiquitination. Gene Ontology annotation, cellular component: nucleus. The record is from RefSeq and is a predicted model, not a curated record. Lineage: Eukaryota; Viridiplantae; Streptophyta; Magnoliopsida; Ranunculales; Papaveraceae.
UAGGUUUCAACGAUCUGAGAAUCAAAGAAACAUAGAGAGAAUUAAAAAGAUGUGGAAGAGGUGAAGUUAAUGCAAAAGAGGAGGGAUGGUUGUUGGUGGAGGGAAGGUGGUGGUGUGGUGGUGGUGCCAGAUAGGAUGAGUUUACUGCCUCCUUCUCAUCAGAAGAAGAAGCAACAUCUGUGUUGGAUAUGGUGGUGGUUGAGGAAAGUAGUGGUUCGGUCAAUAGUAUUCGAGUUACUGAUGCUCCAAUACUUCUAUUGGUUUGUUUUCAUAAAGCUUUUAGGGCUGAACUUGAACAGCUUAAUAGAAUUGCGUCAUCAUUCUUGGAGAUCAUUGGGUUUCCUGGACGUGACUUGAUCAUUGACCUACUUCGCCGGUUUCGAUUUCUUAGAGUUGCUUAUAAGUAUCAUACAGCUGCUGAGGAUGAAGUAAUUUUUCAAGCUCUGGAUUUACGUGUAAAAAAUGUUACAAGUUCAUAUUCUCUUGAACAUAGAGUGAUAGAUGAUCUAUUUGAGUCAGUCUUCCAGAGUUUUUCCGCUUUGUUGGAGAAUGAUGGAAAAGUUUCACUACCACUUCAAGAUCUUAUUUCUCAUUGCUACACAAUGCAGUCCUUCAUUUGCAACCAUAUGCUCAAAGAAGAAGAGCAGGUUUUUGAAUUGCUGAUUAAAUCAUUCUCCUUGGAAGAACAGGCUUCACUUGUUUGGCAGUUCAUUUGUAGUGUACCUAUAAUGUUAUUGGAAGAUAUGUUUCCAUGGAUGACAUCCUAUCUUCCUGCAAAUGAGCAGGCCGAUGUUGCCCUUUGUAUUAAAGAGGUUGUUCCUAAAGAAAAUCUGUUGCAAGAGGUCGUGACAUCCUGGCUUGUUAAGAAAAGAAAACCAACUUCCAAAGCCUUCAACACCUGCAAAGGUGAAAACUGGUUCUUAAGUUCUAGUGAACCAUUAUACUUGAAGGAGUUGCCAAAGGCAUACUCAUUCAGCAAGAGCUUAUCUGGCAAAUUCUGCAGUCCAGAAGAGUUGGAUCUUGCCAAGGAUACUGCAAAGCAUCAUCCUAUUGAUGGUCUUCGUCUUUGGCAUGGUGCCAUCAACAAAGAUUUGAAUGAAAUUCUAGCGGAGCUUCGCGGAACAAGAAGAUCCAGGACUUAUUGCACUUUACCUUCAAUAAGUGCCCGGUUAAAAUUCUUCGCAGAUGUUCUCAUUUUCUAUAGUAAUGCCCUGGAAAAAGUCUUCUUCUCGGUUUUGAAUGAACUUGCCGACGGGUCCUUAUCUUUCACAUAUCAAAGAUUCCCAGAUGACUUUCAGAUUGAAGGUCUCUUCCGAGCUUUACAAAAUGUUAGCAGUCAAAAUAUAUCAUCAUUACCCAAUCACAUGGAGAAUCUGUGCUCGCAGUUGGUUCCUUUCUUAGAGGGACUUAGCAUGCACUUUGCUUUUCAAGAAUCCGAGGUUUUUCCUCUCAUUCGCAAGAACUGCAAUUAUGAAAUGCAACAGAGCUUGUUAUAUACGAGCUUGCAAGUGAUGCCUCUCGGAUUAUUAAAAUGUGUGACAAGUUGGUUGUCAACACAUUUAACUGAGGAGGAGUCAAAAGCCAUUCUUUUCAGCAUAAACUGGGCAGGAUCUGUAGCUGACAUGUCUUUUGCUCGGCUCUUGAACGAGUGGGUUCGCAAUGGGUAUUCAGGUAAGACCACCCUCGAGACAUUCAGAGAAGAGUUACAGGAAAUGUUCAAGAAUAGAGGUACUUGUUUACCUGACUGUAUAGAGGAUCAUGGCAAGAAAGCUCACCCUAGCCAGAUAGAAACAGAUUUUUCUGCGAAGGCCAAGAACAGCUUAUCUGAUAGUCAUCCUUACAAAGUUGAAGAGACCUACAGCACUUCGUACUCUAGCGAAAUUAAUCUGCAGCAGCUUAGAAAAUUAUCCCCCUAUCCAGAAGUUAUACAUAACAGCGACACUGGUUCUAGUCUCACACCAGAGUUCAAACCAGUUGACUUCAUAUUUCUCUUCCACAGGGCCCUGAAGAAUGAUAUGGAAUAUCUUAUUCUUAUAUCAGCAAAGAUGGAUAAAAACAUUGGGUUCCUCAAGGAAUUCCUUCAGAGAUUUCAUCUUGUCCGGUUUCUCUACCAAAUUCAUAGUGACAGCGAAGAUGAAAUAGCGUUUCCAGCUCUGGAGGCUGUGGCGAAAUUCCAAAACAUUAGCUCUUCAUAUUCCAUUGACCACAAAUUGGAAAAGGAGCUCUUCAGCAAUGUCUCCGCCAUUCUAUAUGAAAUUUCUGAGUUACACACUUCUCUUCCUGCUGAAGCAUCAAGUGUUCUGGAAGGGAGACUUGAUCAGAGAAUUCUUAAAUACCGUCAGAUGUGUGUGAAGCUUCAUCGUAUGUGUAAAACAAUGCGUAUCGAACUAGAUAAGCAUGUGUAUCACGAAGAGAUUGAACUUUGGCCCUUAUUUUCGCAGUUCUUUUCGUACGAGGAACAAGAAAAAAUCAUAGGGUGCAUGCUUGGAAGGACAAGAGCUGAAGUUCUGCAAGUUAUGUUGCCCUGGCUUAUGGCGUCAUUAUCACCUGCAGAGCAACAUGGAAUAUUAUCAAUAUGGCGUAGGUCUACAAAAAAUACAAUGUUUAAUGAAUGGUUGGCCGAAUGGUGGGAAAAUUUGGACAAGAACGGUUUAACUGUCACAAAGGUGGAGCUCAAUGACACACCUUUAACAACAGAAGAUCCACUAGAAAUUGUUGCUACAUAUUUGUCAAGAGGAAGCCACAAUGAACUUGAAGGGAUGAACCUUAACUGUAGAGCAUUCCUGUUUCCGAAGAAAAGUUAUGUGGGUGCUAGUGCUGAACUAUUUAGAAAGGGCAAAGGAGAUGAUAGAACGAAAGUAAUUAACGAGAUUAAGAAUUUUCAAGAUCCCGAGUUGAAGAAAUAUGAAGGUGAAAAGAAGACUUAUCAGAGAGGGACAGGGGUCAAUGAGAUUGAGAAUCCCAGUGAAGUUCCGGUUGAUGAUCAGACACUUGGGCAUUGUGAGAAGCAACUUUUGAUCAUGAGCGAUGCAGAAAUGGAGGCGGAAAUUAGAAAAAUAUCACGUGACACUACUUUAGAUUCUCGGCAAAUGGCUCGUGAAAUUCAAAACCUGCUUACAAGCCACUGGGAUGUUUCCCAGCUAAAACAUCAUCAAGAAGUUGCUUUCAUAAGUGAUGUUGGAGAGUUUCCUGGUCAGUGUCCUGCUUAUCGCGACAAAGAAAAACAAAUAUUUGGCUGCAAACACUACAAGAGGAACUGUAAGAUUUUUGCUGCUUGCUGUAAGCAGUUAUUUACAUGUAAAUAUUGCCAUGAUGAGGCUGAGCUUGACCACAAAAUAGACAGGAAGACUACCACCGAGAUGAUGUGCAUGAAAUGCUUGAAAAUUCAACCUAUAGGCCCCACAUGUUCGAACAUAUCAUGCAACAAUUUAUCCAUGGCAAAGUACUACUGCAAAAUCUGCAAACUAUAUGAUGAUGACAGGGAAAUCUACCACUGUCCCUUUUGCAACAUAUGUCGAAUUGGAAAGGGCUUGGGGAUUGAUUUCUUUCAUUGUAUGAAUUGCAAUGCAUGUCUAUCAAAAUCUCUCACGGUGCAUAUAUGCAGAGAAAAGUGUUUUGAGUCUAAUUGUCCGAUUUGCCACGAGGAUAUCUUCACAUCAACAUCUCCAGUUAAGGCCCUUGAAUGUGGGCAUUUGAUGCACUCAACAUGUUUUAAGGACUACACUUGCACUCACUAUACAUGCCCAAUUUGCAGCAAGUCACUCGGGGAUAUGCAGGUAUACUUUGCGUUGCUUGACUCUUUGUUGGCCGAAGAAGGAGUUCCAGAGGAAUAUUCUGGACAGACUCAGGGAAUAUUGUGCCAUGACUGUGAGAGGCGAGGGGUUGCUCCCUACCAUUGGCGUCACCACAAGUGUCCAUAUUGUGGUUCUUACAGUACCCGGCUUCUUUGAGUGGAUCAUAGUGGUACAAGUUGUACAACCACAUAGGGACCAGCAGGGGCUAGUCGCUUCAGCUUUUACAUCUCUUCUCCGUGAGCUAAUGCAGCAUUUACUUUUCUGGGUUGAAGUUUUAAAAUAAGUGUGUUCUCCGUUGUGAGAUCAUCCCAAGAAAUCAACUGCAAUCUACCUCAAUGCGAGUGCCACAAGUGAGACAUAAUAAGGUGUACAAAAUAAGUAGUGUACCAAUGUAGGCGCAGAUUAUAACUAACAUUUUCUUAACAUUGUAACAUCUUGAGUUGAGCUGACAUUUUUUCUUCGGCA